Molecule: messenger RNA, 702 nt
Organism: Dibothriocephalus latus
Lineage: Eukaryota; Metazoa; Platyhelminthes; Cestoda; Diphyllobothriidea; Diphyllobothriidae
Source: the annotation of a GenBank genome assembly
AUGAUAGUAAGGUUAUACAAGGUGUAUUGUUGGCCCUAUAGAGGUAGUAUCUGGAGCUAUAACGAUAUAAUUCUAUUGCUUUUAACCCUGCGCUCUCCUCUUGCAGCUCUGCUUGCCUACGAAAAGAACUGGCUGGACCGUGUCAACGCCACGGUUCGGAGAUCGAUGCAACAGGUCUACAUCGAUGUCGAGGCGAUGGCAGAUGAUAUAUCGAUCCUGGAGAAUUUCGAACAGGAGCACUCGAAGGAUGACUUCGCCAGACUGCAGCACCUCACAAAACUAUUGGUUGGCGCUCAGGUCAUGGCUCAGAAGAUCACCUCUGACUUUGAACGUUACGAGAAGGCAGUAGGAGAAGCCGGUGACAAGGUACCUACUUAUUUAUCGUCCGCCCCCAAAGGGAAGCGUCUGGAAGCUCUGAAGACCAUGAAAGACCGUGCUGAAUCCACACAGGCUCGUCUGGAUGAAUACGAGACUUGGCUGCGCGAAAAGGAGGAUGUGAUCCAACAGCGUCUGGACAACCGUAUCAGCGCGGAUUCCAAUCCGGACGAGUUCGACAACUGGUGUUCGCACGUUGCCGCCAUGGAUGAAUUAAUAGGCACGGUAAAACGUAUCCUGGCCAAGGGCGAGGCACCCAAUGGUAGCAGCGCCGUGGAGGAAAAGAGACCUGUGGGAAGUCUGGCGCAUCGAAUAAAAUGUCUGCAG